AUGCUGCGACUCGUUCUCUCACUUCUCUCUCUUUCGCAGCACUUGAUUUUCAUGGUCUCAUUCCAUGUGGCUGUGUUCAUCUUCUCCAUCUAUCGUUUUGUGAUUCAACUCUACCGAAAAUAUUUCCAUCAUCAUCACAAAACUGCUGCAGUUGAUCAUGACGGAAAGCAAACAUCGAAUCAUGCCAUUGUGUGGAAUAAACUCAUUCGUCUCGCUGUUGGUCACAAUUUAAAAUCCGUGGCCUCUUUCCGACAAGCUUCGAGACGAUACGUUCCAUUGUUGUAUCCUCCUCUUCAAGCUCCAUACUUUGGAUGUGCUGAGAAGGUAGAAAAGAUUGACAAGUUGAGAAAUUCUUAUUGGAUCACUAUGAAGAAACAUCAAAGACACCAACAACAAAAUACUCUUCACUCCACACGAAAAGUAAUGCUCUUCAUUCAUGGCGGUGGGUUCAUUAGUGGACACCCCAUAGGUCUUGAUGCUCAGUCUGUUCUCUUUUCCAUUAAUGAUUUUAACAAGUCUCAUUCAUCCUCGUCAAAUACUGUGAAAUGCAGCCAUGUACUAUCUGUCGAAUAUCGUUUGAAUGAAGACCCAAAAUCAUAUGCAACCAUGGAUCGAAAUGCUUUGUGUGAAUCUUUGGACGAUCAAUUACAAGAUUGUUUUGAUUGUUUCAUGUAUUUGAUUGAAGAAUUGAAAAUUCCUGCCAAAGACAUUAUUUUAGGAGGUUAUUCAGCAGGUGCCAAUCAUUGCAUGAGUUUGAUUUUACACAAGUUAUUGCCCAUGGUCUUGAGAAAGGACAACAGUACUCUUCAUUCGAGUCCAGUAGUUUGGCCCAUUCAUUCAGUUUCUCUCUUUUCAGCUCCUUGCGAUAUUUCAAAUACAAUUAUUAGCAAUGAUCAAUGGAGACAAGAGAAUGUUCUGGUGUUGACUAAGGGAAUGGUGGAUCUCAUUCAUAUGUGUGUCACUGUACAAGACAAAUUGAAAUAUUCCAUUCUCAAGAAUAUUAAGGACAUGGAAGAAGAAUAUGGCGAUGAUGAAGUUUGGAAUGCACUAUUCCAAACGAAACGAUGGAUCAUUAACUACAGCAAUCAUGAAGAAUUAACACCUGGAAAUGAAUACCUCGUCAAUCUAUUCCAAAAGAAUGUUCAAAAGUUAGCAGACACCAAUCCACAUGUCAUUUGCACUGUCGUGAAUGAAAAUCAUCAAAUGCAUUGCUACACGACAGGAUACAGUGUAUUACCUGAAGCAAAACGAUCCAUGAAGACCAUUAUGAAUAGUUGUUUUUAA
Naegleria lovaniensis is the source of this 1284-nucleotide messenger RNA. RefSeq lists its product as uncharacterized. The record is from RefSeq and is a predicted model, not a curated record. Lineage: Eukaryota; Heterolobosea; Eutetramitea; Acrasida; Naegleriidae. The transcript has a single exon. The coding region runs from base 1 to 1284 and encodes 427 amino acids.